This is a messenger RNA of Plenodomus lingam JN3, 594 nucleotides long. RefSeq lists its product as uncharacterized. The record is from RefSeq and is a predicted model, not a curated record. NCBI's taxonomy places the organism in Eukaryota, Fungi, Ascomycota, Dothideomycetes, Pleosporales, Leptosphaeriaceae.
AUGCCGCCUCCAUCUCCAUCUCCUCCACCCCCUCCACCCCUACCCACACCCCUACUCAAACCCUCAAGAGCACGCCCACCCCCUCCACCUCCCCCACCCACAUCCUCCCAGCCCACAACCAACCCCCCCAAUCCCCCAACCUCAAACCCACCCAAUGAACCCUUCCACCCCUUCCCCAUCUUCUUCUACGGCUCCCUCAUGGACCCCGAAGUUCUCCAAUCCAUCCUCGCUCUGCCCCAACCCCCCUCCCCCAAACCCGCCACCCUCACCGGCUACCGCAUCAAAAUGUGGGGAAUCAAUCCCGCCCUACUGCCCAGCCUGACCGGCAGCGUCCCAGUAACAGGCGUCCUCUGGCACGUCGCCUCUGCAGACCGGUUUGCGCGGCUCGCGGCGUACGAGACGGCGGCGUAUCGCUGGGAGACGUGUGAGCGGGUGUUGGUCGAGGGCGGGGAGCGCGUUGGCGGGUGUCGGGUUGUUUGUUGGGCGGGGGAUCCGGAGGGUGGGGAGUUGGAGGAGGGUGGGUUUGGUUUUGAACGCUAUCGGAGGUAUUUCAAGGGUUCGGUUGUUAGGUGCAGGGAGAGUGCUGGGUCGUGA